This is a messenger RNA of Trichoderma harzianum CBS 226.95, 677 nucleotides long. NCBI's taxonomy places the organism in Eukaryota, Fungi, Ascomycota, Sordariomycetes, Hypocreales, Hypocreaceae. The record is from the annotation of a RefSeq genome assembly.
CUCGUGCACUGAGUUCUAUUGCAGAACUCACAUAGUUAACAAGAUAGCAGACUGGCACGCCUGCUCGUGCGAUUUCCUAGAUUUUGGAAACUGCGAUCAUGGCGAAGAAUGCCGACGCCACUGCAACGAAUACCACCAUAACGCCUGGAUUAAGAAAAAACUCCAGAAGUCCGGCUAUAACUUCCGAACCCACACGGGAAAAGGAAGCAUAAAAGACGUCAAGAAGUACCAUAGGUACAACUUCAUAAGCAUGCCCGUCAGUGGAUGCCACUGGUGUAAAGUAUACAACAAGAACCCCCAAGUGCUAUGGACAUCGGACGUAGGCUGCACUUCGUUCGUGGCAAUAGGCUUCGCGGGAGAAAGGAGGACGCAGAUACGAUUAAUAUCUGGUACCUGGAUCCGGACGUUUCCGUUACUAACCUUACGACCAACCAGAUAGUAUAUAGUAUAUAGCCGAUACUUAUUAGGGAUACGUAGGAGGAGACAAUCUUUAAAGGGCCGAUGGUUAUUAUUGUAAAGGAAGGUAGUGUUUUUAAUCCGCGGUAUAUAAAAGACGUAAUACUAAUAGCUUACUAAGACGCUAUUAACUUUUUAGGCUAUUAUAUUAAGACUAAUAGUAGUAUAAUAGACGGGAUUAAGGCGGAGAUAAUACUUAUAUAGUAAGUAAUAGUAGAAAG